UGCUUGCACAUUUUCCUUAUCGGUAUGGACAACUACAAGACUGUACCCCUCAAUGCUCUUUUUUCCAACUCACUCAUUCUGUCACUUCACAAAGACCUCUGUGUCAAAAUCAACCAGAAACUCGGAAUUGAUAUUGACGCUAUCGAACACAGGAUGCAUGGCGACAUCAAUCAAGACAUUGAGCCUGAUGCUCCUGCUGCUGACAUCGAAGGCUACUUAGAUGAAGAUCAGCCAAUGCAUGAUACAGAGAAUACUGACAAUAGUGGCAAUGGUAGCAGCCAUCAAGAUGACGAGGACGAGAAUGCCAGGGACGAAGGAGCAGAGGAUGAGUACCAGGACAAAGAAGAUCUACCAGCUGUCAGUGAGGGAAGCUCAGGAUUCAAAGGCAAAGAACACUGUGCCAUUUACUCUUCGUCCAAGUUCUGGAAAUUCGUAGAUGACUCUCUCAAUGGCAUUCACAAGCUAGCAAAGACCCAGGUCAGUGAGCAGGGACCAAACGGUUCUCUGACAUACGAACACGCAUUUUGUGACAUCCUUGUGGAAUAUUUUCAACUAGACCUCGCUGAAUUUCCCAGAAAGAGAGUUGUUCCGAAGCUCCUCAGCACCACUAGUCCCCAGUGGCAGACUACCAUCCAGAACAAGCUCUUAUGGGAAAUUUAA
This is a messenger RNA of Suillus bovinus, 660 nucleotides long. RefSeq lists its product as uncharacterized. The annotation marks the transcript as partial. NCBI's taxonomy places the organism in Eukaryota, Fungi, Basidiomycota, Agaricomycetes, Boletales, Suillaceae. The record is from RefSeq and is a predicted model, not a curated record. The transcript has 2 exons.